AUGGCAGAUCAUUUGGAGGAACAGCAAAGCCUCCACACAGCAUCCGCAUCCGCUUCCUUUCGAACGAGAGUUGUCGAAGCUGUCGAAUUUGACGAAGCUGUUCCCGGGAUCGGCCGCCCUGAGUCCGGUCAGACCGCGGUCUUCAGCGACGGCACGUGGCAGGUGAAGAACACCUUCAUCGAGGUGCCCGAAGUGGCCCAAGCCUCUCACCUUCGGCGGGCUUUCUCAGCACCAGCAGGAUGUGGCCUCAAACUCCACAGCUUUCCCGUUGAAAGUCCAUGCUCGACAGCCAUGGAUUCACCGGAUGCCGCCAAAAACUGCAUCAUCGACAGUCCGUUGGGCGGACUCCAAGGAGUGCCCCCACCACCCCCUGAGCCACCAAGACUGCCUUUCAGUACGUUGCCGCCACUGCCAGCGCCGCCGCCAAAGAGAUGCAGGAAGCUUCGACGUCCAAAGCGAUCCGACCGAUCACAGGAUCCGCCACACAAGGCGCGUGCUAUCGUUGUAUUUGCAGACCAUGGCGAGCCGUCCUGGAAAUAUGCACCAAGUCCCGUUGGCCCCGGUGUGCACCGAUAUCCUUUGAGGGAUCAAGGUCGCCGGAAUCGAUUGGUGUUUUGCCAAGGGAUUUGCAAACAUUGCAUUAACCCAAAAGAACAUUGCAUGAAGCAGUUGUGCAGCUAUGAGCAUUGGCACCAUGAUGUUCUUUUGAAGAUCCUUGAGAUGGUGGACCAAUUGGAGGAUGAGAUGCCAGGAGAGGCCACGAGGCUUGACUGCUUGGCUUGA
This is a messenger RNA of Durusdinium trenchii, 783 nucleotides long. Lineage: Eukaryota; Dinophyceae; Suessiales; Symbiodiniaceae. The record is from the annotation of a GenBank genome assembly.